AUGAUAGCGCUGCGUACCUAUGAAACGAGUGAGUCCCUGUGCCUGCUCGUAGUGUACGUUCUCUACAUCUUCUCCAUGUUCUUCGACGACGUUCUGCAGAGCAACUUUGACCGGCUGGUGAUCCGGAGUCACCCGGAGUCAGGCCGCACGUCGUGCUGCUGCUUCCCCAUGAAGGGGGAGGGGGGCGACACGGGCGACGGUCUUCAGGCUGGGGAGAAACUGUGGGAUGGAAAAGAUCCCGACAGUCGUGAGGAACAGGAAGAUGAAGAAGAGGAACCUGACUCGGUCCUUGCAGUACCGGAGUCCACCGCUAGUCGGCUCCUAUGGGCGGUGUCCCUGCCCCUGACUAUACCGAUGUACCUGACUGUGCCGGACUGCCGCCGGAAGAGGUGGAAAAACUGGUUCCUUCUGACGUUCUUCAUGUCCAUGGUCUGGUCCACUGUCUUCUCAUACCUACUCAUCUGGAUGGUCACAGUGAUAGGUUUCACGAUGGGCGCCUCGGACACGCUGAUGGGAAUCACGCUGCUGGGAGCCGGGACCAGCGUACCAGACCUCGUGGCGUGUGUGGUGGCGACUUGGGCAGGAGAGGGUGACAUGGCGAUCAGCGCGACCAUAGGAGCCAUCAUCUUCGACAUCCUGGUGUGCCUGGGGCUGCCCUGGUUCGUCAAGACCGUCUUCCUGGAAGUCUUAAUUCGAGAGGGUGACAUGGCGAUCAGCGCGACGAUAGGAGCCAUCAUCUUCGACAUCCUGGUGUGCCUGGGGCUGCCCUGGUUCGUCAAGACCGUCUUCCUGGACCACUUUGGCGUCGUCUUCGUGCAGACAGCGGGACUCAGCCUCACGCUGAGCUGCAUCUUCCUCACCAUCGCGUUCGCGUUCGCCGGAGUGUGCCUGAGUGGGUGGCAGUUUCGCCGCGCGUUCGGCGCCGCUUGCCUGGUGGUCUACGUCGCGUUCAUCGUGUUCGCUGUUUUUACAGAAGAAUAUUUUGCCGGGACUGUGGCCGUUUUUCCUGAAUGUGACGUCCAGCCGCCUUGA
This is a messenger RNA of Branchiostoma belcheri (Belcher's lancelet), 1032 nucleotides long. Its product is annotated as sodium/potassium/calcium exchanger 5-like. The record is from RefSeq and is a predicted model, not a curated record. Gene Ontology annotation, cellular component: membrane. Gene Ontology annotation, biological process: calcium ion transmembrane transport; intracellular calcium ion homeostasis. Bases 1 to 1032 code for a protein of 343 amino acids. Gene Ontology annotation, molecular function: calcium channel activity; calcium, potassium:sodium antiporter activity. NCBI's taxonomy places the organism in Eukaryota, Metazoa, Chordata, Leptocardii, Amphioxiformes, Branchiostomatidae. The transcript has 6 exons.